AUGGCGUCCGAGACCGACACCACCAGAUCCGGAUCCGCCCCCAAUGGCACCGCCCCGGAUCCGCCGGAGCCCCGCAAGGUCGCGCUCAUCACCGGCAUCACCGGCCAGGACGGCUCCUACCUCACCGAAUUCCUCCUCAACAAAGGCUACGACGUCCACGGCCUGAUCCGACGGUCCUCCAAUUUCAACACCCAGCGCAUCAACCACAUCUACAUCGACCCCCACAACGCCCACAAGGCCCGCAUGAAGCUCCACUACGCCGACCUCACGGAUGCUUCGUCGCUCCGCCGUUGGAUCGACACCAUCGCCCCCAACGAGGUCUACAACCUCGCCGCCCAAUCGCACGUCGCCGUUUCGUUCGAGAUCCCCGAUUACACUGCUGACGUCGUCGCCACCGGCGCCCUCCGCCUCCUCGAGGCCGUCCGCUCCCACAUCGCCGCCACCGGACGCACAGACAUUAAAUACUACCAGGCCGGGUCGUCGGAGAUGUUCGGGGCGACCCCACCUCCGCAAUCGGAGACGACACCGUUUCACCCCCGAUCCCCCUACGCUGUUUCGAAAUGCGCGGCGCAUUGGUACACGGUCAACUAUCGCGAGGCCUACGGGCUGUUCGCGUGUAAUGGGAUACUGUUCAACCACGAGUCGCCGAGGAGGGGGGAGAAUUUCGUGACCCGGAAGAUCACUCGGGCAGUGGGUCGGAUCAAGGUCGGGUUGCAGAGCAAGUUGUUCUUGGGGAACUUGCAGGCGUCGAGGGAUUGGGGUUUUGCCGGUGAUUACGUGGAGGCGAUGUGGAUGAUGCUGCAGCAGGAGAAGCCCGACGACUACGUGGUGGCGACGGAGGAGUCGCAUACGGUGGAGGAGUUCUUGGAGGCGUCGUUUGGGUAUGUGGGUUUGAAUUGGAGGGACCAUGUGCUGAUUGACAAGAGGUACUUGCGGCCAUCAGAGGUCGAUAAUCUGAAAGGGGAUGCUACAAAGGCUAAGAAGGAGCUUGGGUGGAAGCCCAAGGUUGGGUUUCAGCAGCUGGUGAAGAUGAUGGUGGAUGAAGACGUUGAAUUGGCCAAGAGGGAGAAGGUUCUCGUUGAUGCUGGGUACAUGGAUGCUCAGCAACAACCUUGA
Messenger RNA from Prunus armeniaca (apricot), 1116 nucleotides. The record is from the annotation of a GenBank genome assembly. NCBI's taxonomy places the organism in Eukaryota, Viridiplantae, Streptophyta, Magnoliopsida, Rosales, Rosaceae.